AUGGAGGCACAGACUGUGAGACAGGAGCUGGAAACCCAUCCAACCACCAAGAUGGCACAGACCAAUCCCAUGGCAGGGUCUCUAGGGCUAUGGAAGAUAACUAUCUAUGACCAGGAAAACUUUCAGGGCAAGAGAACUGAGUUCACCAGCUCCUGCUCAAAUGUUUCUGAGCACAGUUUCGAUCAGGUCCGGUCUCUCAAAGUGGAAUAUGGCGCAUGGAUUGGUUAUGAGCAUACCAGCUUCUGUGGUCAACAGUUUACUCUGGAGAGAGGUGAAUACCCUCACUGGGAUGCUUGGAGCGGGAGUAAUGCCUACCACACCGAGUGCCUCAUGUCCUUCCGCCCCAUCUGCUCAGCAAAUCAUAAGGAAUCUAAGAUUAUCAUCUUUGAGAAGGAAAACUUCAUUGGACGCCAGUGGGAGAUCUGUGAUGAUUAUCCCUCACUGCAAGCCAUGGGUUGGUUUAACAAAGAAGUUGGUUCCAUAAAGAUACAGUGUGGGGCUUGGGUUUGCUACCAGUAUCCUGGAUACCGCGGGUAUCAGUAUAUCUUGGAAUGUGACCAUCAUGGAGGAGACUAUAAACACUGGAAAGAGUGGGGUUCUCAUGCCCAGACUUGCCAGAUUCAAUCUAUUCGUCGCAUCCAACAAUAG
This is a messenger RNA of Sorex araneus (European shrew), 648 nucleotides long. RefSeq names its product crystallin beta A1 (gene CRYBA1). Lineage: Eukaryota; Metazoa; Chordata; Mammalia; Eulipotyphla; Soricidae. The transcript has 6 exons. The coding region runs from base 1 to 648 and encodes 215 amino acids. Gene Ontology annotation, biological process: visual perception; lens development in camera-type eye. The record is from RefSeq and is a predicted model, not a curated record. Gene Ontology annotation, molecular function: structural constituent of eye lens.